Molecule: messenger RNA, 2204 nt
Organism: Pogonomyrmex barbatus (red harvester ant)
Lineage: Eukaryota; Metazoa; Arthropoda; Insecta; Hymenoptera; Formicidae
Source: RefSeq, a predicted model, not a curated record
GCAAAAAACAUGAGCAUGUCGCAAAAGCUGCAGUGUAUUGUGUGAGAAAUGUCAAUUCGCGAGGCGGGGGAAGUUUCCUCUUCCUCAUUAUUAAUCGGCGAGCCUUUCAUCUUUGCGCUUUGAAUUCUUCUCAAGCCUUUUCAAUCGCUGCGCAUUGUCCCGCCUGCGUCCGUUCUUAGAUUUGUUCUUGUCAGCUGAACUUCUUGCACGGUUCAUCUUUUAUGUUUUUUUCCUCCAACAGAAGAGAGAAAAGAAAGAAAGAUGAACUGCGCGAGAAGUUAACAACAAUUAUGACGAACGAGUUCUUCUCUUACUUGCGUGUAUGAUAGUAUUCCGUGUUAAACUUAUAGACAGUUGUAAAUAAAUUGCGUUUGUCGCGAUCUGUUUUAUCUAACACGUAGCACGAGAUAGAAUUUCAGAUUAGGAGCGUCGAUAAGGGAAGCUUCUGCCAACGAUAAGUCAGAGUGCACUUUGCUGAAUUCAUAGAAUACCGCGCGUUGGUAAUUUAUCUACGAGGCUGCAACAACGUCUCUUCUCCCUGUCUCUCUCGGUAUCCUUUCUCGUCUCUCUUCCCGAAGAGAUUGAUAAUUUAUAGGAUGAUUGAUAUUGCAAUGUUAAAACGUAGAUACGUAUAGUCGACGAUUUGCGUUCGUUUCCAAGAAGAUCCUCUCUCGGGCAGCAUCCAUUAAAAUUAUUUUGAUCACGUAGGGAAGAUUAAUCGUUCAGACGAGCGUGAGAUAAAUAUUAUCUUUAGCUCGUUUAUUCUCCCCAGUGGUAAUUAAUCGUAAAAAAAAAAGAGAAUUCGUUAUACAGUAUUACCGAGACUGGUGCCACUUUGCGAUCGUUUCGAGCCUCACAGUCCUCCCUCUUCUCGCUUCUCCCGUUUACUCUCACCUUUCCCGUUGCAUGCGUUAAGUACAUAUUUAAGCAGUUUAUCGACGUCCUUAUCUCGCACGCAAUGGUUGCCGAGACAGAUUGCUACGCGUACAUUCCGCGUGAACAUCGUGAUCCGGAUGCGCGAACUGGCGACGUCGCCUUCCCCGGACGGCGCUCCUUUUCUCAUUCGAGUUCUUCUUUUCCUCUUCACUCGAGGGGACACUUAAAAUCCGAGAGACGCGCGGGUUUGAUUAAUUCGCUCAUGGGGAGGAGGAGGGGGGGGGGUAAUGAAGGCGUCGGCGAGGAGCGUUCGACGAGGCGUUCGCGUCCGCGCGUCGCGCCGUUGUGCGCGCACAUAAGCGAUGCGCCGUAAAUUUUAUACACACAAUGUGUCGCGAGCCUCGACGCGUGAGCCGUCGUCGGGCGCCGGUCUGGACGGUGCGAUCCAGUUGAGCACGAGCUACCAGUUGAGACUGGCGUCGGGCAGCGAGGAAGCCGACGACGACGGCCGCGCCAAGACGAUCCCGCGAUCGCCUUCUAUUUUCCGCCUUCGUGGUGUGUCCUCGCGAGGGAGAUCCCCGCCGACUCGGCGACUAAUCCGGCGGGAUCUUCCGGCCCGGUGGUUACCGUUACCGAAGACGUCAACGUCCCGAAGAUCGCGCAACUUGAAAAAAGGCGACCCUGCGGUUAUGGGGAGGAAAAAAGGAGGAGCGCUUUCCGAACCGGUGAUCCACAACGAAGACCCCCGUCGGCGUCACUAUUUUUUCUUGAGGGAGAGGACCGUGUCGCGUUGCGUCAUUCGACGGUCAUGCUCGGGUGACGUUUGUCGCGCGCCUAUCGGCUCGGUUUAUUGACAAAGUCGCGAAUUCUUGGCAGGCUGCAACGUAAUUAGCCGACUGUGCCGGCUCGCACCGCGAUCCCGCAACCGGCACCGCGGAAGAGUUAUGCCACCGUCGAAAAUAUCCCGGACAGCGCGCUCGCGGAUAACACCGGUGGAGGUGUUAAGCGAGGAGGUGUUAACACCGUCUUGUCCCCGCUCGUCGCGACGACGUAAACACCGUCGGCUAGACGCGAGAUCGUCCAGCGGCUGCGAACUGCGUUGAGAGUCGACCGCCGCCGAGAGUUUUCACACCGCGGAUCCCGGACGAGGACGAGGUCGAGGAUGAGGGAUACGUGAUCCGCGGGCUGCGAUCGAUAGACUCUGACACGUCGUACGUCGCACGAUUUUUGCUUGUUGAGACGAGAGGAAUCCCCGCGGGAGUCCUUAAGGCUCCGCGGCUGAGACGCGAUUCGUUUAAAAUAGCCUCGGUUUCACCCCGCGCGAGAUG